Messenger RNA from Salvelinus namaycush (lake trout), 2688 nucleotides. RefSeq names its product hepatocyte nuclear factor 4-gamma-like. NCBI's taxonomy places the organism in Eukaryota, Metazoa, Chordata, Actinopteri, Salmoniformes, Salmonidae. Bases 259 to 1419 code for a protein of 386 amino acids. The record is from RefSeq and is a predicted model, not a curated record. Gene Ontology annotation, biological process: cell differentiation; regulation of transcription by RNA polymerase II; anatomical structure development. The transcript is spliced from 10 exons. Gene Ontology annotation, cellular component: nucleus. Gene Ontology annotation, molecular function: nuclear receptor activity; nuclear steroid receptor activity; RNA polymerase II cis-regulatory region sequence-specific DNA binding.
CCACCCUACUUUCAGUUUGUUUAGUAAAUCGAUCUAAUGACAACCGAAGCCGGCACCAUCCAAUGUGUCGCUCAAUGAAUUAUAGGCCCAUAGCUCUCCUUUCCAACCCUCCGUGUGUUGUUGCAACUACUCGCCCACGACUCUCUCAUUUCGUGUGGUGACAAGGGGGACAAGUGUCCAAACUGGUGGCUAGUUUACAGGUGGACUAGCGUCCUGUUGGAUUAAUGCACAUCGCUGACGGACCAAGAGAAAGACAGUAUGCCAGCGGAGCCGGGCCUGUCCCAGGCAGAUGUAGUGAACGGUAACUGUGCUAUCUGUGGAGACAAAGCUACAGGGAAACACUAUGGAGCCUUCAGCUGUGACGGAUGUAAAGGUUUCUUCAGACGCUCCAUACGCAAGAACCACAUCUACUCCUGCAGGUUUAACCGUCAGUGUGUGGUCGACAAGGACAAGAGGAACCAGUGUCGGUUCUGCAGGCUCCACCAGUGUUUCAGAGCUGGCAUGAAGAAAGAAGCGGUUCAGAAUGAAAGAGAUCGUAUCAGCUCCAGAAGAAGCAUUCAGGACAAUCAGGAUCUCCUACCUAUCACUGUUCUGGCCCAGGCGGAGUCCCUGUCUCAACAUAUCAGUGCAUCCAGUCCCAGGGGUGCAGUAGAUGUGUCAGAACAGAAGUCAGCUGGUAUGGGGGAUGUCUGUGACUCCAUGAGACAACAGCUGCUUGUGUUAGUGGAAUGGGCCAAGUACAUUCCUGCCUUCGGAGAGCUGCCCCUGGACGACCAGGUGAGUCUGCUCAGAGCUCAUGCAGGGGAACACCUUCUACUUGGGGUCGCCAAGAGGUCAAUGCCUUAUAAGGACUUCCUGCUCCUUGGUAAUGGGUGUGUGAUCCAUGGUAGCAGUGCAGAGCCAGAGAUCGGUCGUGUCCCUAACCGUAUUCUAAGUGAGCUGGUCCUGCCCUUCCAGAACAUCCAGAUAGACGACCAUGAGUAUGCUGCUCUCAAGGCACUCGUCUUCUUUGACCCUGAUGUCAAGUCUCUGUGUGACCCGUCUAAGAUCAAAGCGAUGCGUCUGCAGGUCCAGAUGAGUCUAGAGGACUAUAUUAACGACCGUCAGUAUGACUCCAGAGGGAGGUUUGGAGAGCUGCUGCUACUGCUGCCUACUCUACAGUCCAUCACCUGGCAGAUGAUAGAACAACUGCAGUUCGUUAAACUCUGUGGCCUGGCCAAGAUAGACAACCUACUGCAGGAGAUGCUGCUGGGAGGUCUGGCAUCAGAGCCCGCCCACCUGCACCAAUCAGGCCACACCCAGUUAGCCCAGGACCCUUUGACUGGACACACUCUGGUCAUCAGCGCCAUGCCUGCUACACACACUUCUCAGAUAGCGUCUCCAGACACUCCUAUCCCGUCUCCUCCUCAGGGUCCAUAGAUUAUCAAGUCAACUUCAAGCCCCUCCUUCCUGCUGGAUCCGCCUCCCACAAAGACAUACUACUCCCCCUCCCCCUGAGUGUACAGCACCCGACCCGCGAAUAACAACUACAAAAAACUACAGAAAGUCUGUUCGAUGGGAAAAAUACUCAUUUGAGAUAUACAUUCCAUGCGUAACUCGUAAAUCAUGCAUUCAAAUGGUAGUGGCAAAACUUGAGUUUGCCCUAUGUGUGUAAAGGUGUAAAAUAUUUGAUGUUUUCAACCCUAUUUAGUGCCAUAGGUUUUCACUCCAGUUUGGUAGUCUAGAAAUGGAGUAAUCUGUGUAAAUUGUAACAUCUAUAAAUCAUUAGAUUAUUCCUAGUCUCUGAGCCUCUGUUAUCAUGGUGUAAAUGACAGUAUGUAUUUAAGCUCUCCAUAGGCUCAUUAUUGAAGAUAGAGUGAGAGAUUUGCUAAUCACCGUGUGUGUAUAUUAUAUACAGUAUGUGUUUCUCAAAGCGAUAGGACUGUGUCUGCAACACAUGAUGUUCACGUGUUGCCAUGUUGCUUGUGGUGUGAUGCUUUACUGGAGCAUAAUGUAUUUGUCCAAAAUAUAACUAACUAUAUAUUUAGUUCUUAAUCAAUUCUGCAGUGGCUUUUAGUCUUUUGAGAUUACUGUUAUGAUAUGAUAUUAUAUGAAAACUGUCAAAUUUGGUGUUUAAAUUCAGUUGUAUUUGUCAAAUGAAUCUUAUUGAACUUCUUUAGACUGUCAAAUGGUGUAUACACGUUAGACAAUGUAAGCUGUGUAUUGUGAACACUAUUUUCAUUGAAUUGUAGCCUCUGCUUUUGUCUGCUUUUGCAUGAACAUGGCCAUAGUUAUGAAAAAAUACAGAGGUAAUAGAAGUAACCCAGCAACCACGUUGUCCCAUAACAGAGAAAUGAAGGAUACUGGCUCCCCCAUGUGGUUUGUUUAGAAAUAUCAAUUCUGUAAUCACUAGAUGGUCAAGGUGUCAAUAUGGUCAGAGAGGAUGAGAAAGUAUGUGAGGUAUUUGUUAUUAAUGAAUGAUAUAGAUAUGUUCCAUAUUUCAUUUCCUCCAUGACCUUUCCCCCGACUGUUCCUAUACAUGUUCUAUUGGUCUGGGUUAUGUGGUGUGUGUCCAUGGCUGGAUUGGUCUGGGUUAUGCUCUGUUUGUUGAUGUGAGUUCAGUGAAAGCUCAUUUUGCACCCUCAUCUAAAUGAAAAUGAGAAAACACAAAAAUUGUCUAGAAAUAAAUUUGCCUCCAUAUGAACCCUA